Dinoponera quadriceps is the source of this 967-nucleotide messenger RNA. RefSeq lists its product as uncharacterized. Lineage: Eukaryota; Metazoa; Arthropoda; Insecta; Hymenoptera; Formicidae. Bases 442 to 810 code for a protein of 122 amino acids. The transcript is spliced from 3 exons. The record is from RefSeq and is a predicted model, not a curated record.
CUGCCUCUAUUUCUCCUUCUUUUUUCCUCCCUCACUCACUCUUCCUCUCUCUCUCUCUCUCUCUUGCUCACUCUUCUCGCCGGAGGACUUCUUCAGGGAGAGAGGGUCUCUUCCGGUCUCCGUGGUGUGUCUCACUGCUCCGUCGUAACUUUUGCGCAAAGCCGAGACCCUCUCUCACUCUCUCUUUCUCUCUCUCUCUCUCUCUCUCUCUUUCUUUCUCUCUCUCUCUCUCUCUCUCUCUCCCGCUGUCACUCUCCCUCUCUCACGCUCUCUCUCUUUCUCUGUCUGGUCCUAGGUAAGCGCGAAGAGAGGUAGAGCCGGCCGGUCGGCAGGAGGUGGCAGCGGUGGUGGUGGUGGUGGUUACCGAUUCGUUGGUAGUGGUGGCACAUCAGCGAUACUCUAACGUGUAUCCAAUGAGUGCAACGACGACGGACGGCGACGAUGGCGGUAGUGGUGGCCGAUGGUGAUGGCGAUGAUAGUGGUAGUGGCGGUGCCGGAGCAGCGGCGGGUGGUAGUGGUAAAGAAGAGGCCAGGUGGGCCCCCGGUUGGGCUUUACGGGCGAGUCCAGAAAGGGUUGAGGGUCCGAAAAGGUCCUACGGCAAUUUGUGUGCAAAGGCCCUUAGCCGGGGGUGCGUCCGCAGUUGUAUAUCUGGGAGGUCGAGGAGACGCGGGAGCUCUCCGAGGCCGACCUUAACUCUCUCGGCUCGAAACGGGAGCAUGGCUUCUAAAUGCGUCAUACGCGACACUCUUCGGGCCGCGCUACUGCGGGUGUUACUUGCGAUCGCAAAAUACGAGACCGAAGGAUCUUAAUCGCUCCAUUGAGUCAUCGGGUAUCGCACGACGGUGUCUCGCGGCCUUUGUGAGAUUAUUUGGUUUCAGCAGGAAGUGAAGAAAGCGAUUUUCCACGCAUCUGUAAUCUUGAAAUAACUGGUUGCCGCUCCAGUCGGAAACGAAUGCACUGGGAAGA